AUGUUCAAACUUGUUCCCAUCCUUCUCGCUUUCGCAGGUCUCAUUCACGCUGACGCUGAUUGCGAGUACGAUUGUGAACCCAUCUACACCAUACAAUCUGACCCCUUCAACCUCGUCCUCAUAUCCGAAGAUCCUUCCCUAAACGGCAAAACACUAUCUGCAUGCCAUGCAGGUGCAGCGAUUUUCACGCUUUGCCCCACGCUUUCAGAAGAAGGGGCCCAGUAUCCCGUUGUCCUAACCCACAACACGACAGACACUGCCAUCACAAACACCUUCGGCACCCAAGGCAUCCUCUCCUGGACCAUCCCCUACGACCCCUACCCCAUCGACCUCUCCGUGCUCCUCCAACCCCAAGACAUCGUCCCCUUGUCCAUUGCCCAACUCGCCAUGACCUACAGUGGCGAUGGCAGCCUCUCUUUCGAUGACAAAGACAUACUGAACUUCCAGAACCCAAUUACCUGGGCGGCGGAGAAACCUGAAAUGGCUGAGUGGACGGGAUACUAUCGCUGGUGGGUUUGCUUCACGUACUAUGGGACGGGGUAUGUUAGGCAGACUUUGGUGUGGGGGACGGGAGUUGGAAAACCUGAUCCGCCGAGUUGUGUUAAGCACUUCGUCAUUCUUUCGCAUCGCAUCGCCUCCAUGAUUCCUACAUUGUUUUCCUUCUCCUUGGCUCUACUCACAAUACCUAUAACCGCACAGUCUUCUUCUUCCUCCGCAUCGAACACACCUAUACCUAGCAGCGCUACCGAAACGAUCGUCGAUGUCUCCAGUACCUUUACGAGCACCUACUCCGCCGACUUCUCGAGCGGUCUCCCGGGCAUUGUCCUGAGCACGUUUACAUCCGGACGGCAGAAUGCCACCGCUACCUCGUCGACGACAACACAAGAGGUGACAGCCAUAGUCGGGCUGUCUCCUUCGACCGAAUCUUCAAACGGCACUGCUUCAACAACCACGACAUCUACUCGACCAAGUCCGACUAAUACUCAGCCAUGCAAUGGAUACGUCGAGUUUUGCCAGAGGAGGUUUUCCAACAUCUCUAUGGUCGUCGCACAUAACAGCCCAUUCGUGAGGCCGCACAAUGCAGCCAGCAACCAAGACUACCCAGUGCUUAAUCAGCUCAAUGAUGGAAUUCGAGGGUUGCAAUUCGAGACCCAAAAACCCAACGAGACCUCCGCUAUACGCCUCUGCCAUACCUCCUGCAGCCUGCUCGACGUGGGCACCCUCGAAUCAUACCUCGCAACAGUCAAAGGCUGGCUCGACCAGAACCCUUUCGAAGUCAUUGCUAUCAUGAUGGGCAACAAUAACGGUCAGGAUACCCGAAACCCAGCGACAGACUAUAUCGCACCUUUUCAAAACUCAGGAAUUAUGGAAUACGUAUGGACACCGCCUUCGGCUAGUCUGAACCUGACGGACUGGCCCACAUUGGCCGAGAUGAUUAUUAGGACUAAGCGUGUCGUGGUGAUGUUAGACUAUGGCGCGGACCAGGAACAAGUCCCGUGGCUGCUCAGCGAAUUCAACUAUCAGUGGCAAACACCCUUUUCGCCAACCGAUCCCGCGUUCCCUUGCACGGAGCAACGACCCCCAAAUCAGCCAGAAGAAGUCUCACGCGAGCGCAUGUACGUGAUGAACCACAACCUGAACAUCGAGGUCAGUCUCCCAGGCGUGAGCAGCAUCCUCAUACCAGCAUACUCCCUCCUCGAUGAGAUCAAUGCUGUUUCCGGAAACGGUAGCGUUGGUCUUAAUGUACAAAACUGCGAGGAAAUGUGGAAUCGUCCGCCGAAUUGGAUACUCGUCGACUACUACAACUACGGCAACUUUAAUGGAUCUGUCUUCCAGGUUGCUGCGACGGCCAACAACGUUACGUACAACGAGCAGUCGUGCUGUGGCACAGAGGGUACCAGCGCGGCGCAUGCUCUGAGAAGCCAAGGGCUGUCCAUAGCUUCAUUGUUCGUUGGCGCUUAUCUGUUGUGCAUCUUUGUCCUCAACCUCAACCUCAACCUCAACCUCCACAUACGAACGCUACCAACAAUGUCGUCAGAAAUACCUGACUUGGAGACCCGAAUACUCGCUCUGGAACGCAUGGCGAUAGCGGAUAGUGGAAAAGGAGAGUCCAUCAACCGCUUCAACAGCUUACGAUACUGUCCGCCACCCUUCCAUAAACUACAAUCGCUCAACUACGGACCGAACAAGCACACGUACGACUUCGAACCAGCUCCUCGCCAGAACGACGCAGUCAUGUGGUACAUUACACUUCUUAUUCGCGACAUGAAUGCGGACCAUAUCGGCGUCGCAGACAUGCAUUUCCGAGUAGAGCCUACCGACAUGUCCGCGCCGUUCUGGCUGCUUUUACCUGACUACACUACGUACUGCAGCAAACUGUAUACCUUCAUGGAUAGAUUCAAUGAGUUUCCCCUCACUGCUUGGGUAACCUUUUCCCCAGGAAUGCCCGGUCCGACAGAGGAUAAUCUACACUUAAAGAUCGGUACAGAAUGGAUCUUGUUAAAAGACUGGUUGCUUUCCAGCCAGACGCCCGGUGAAAACUUGGUUGGCGAGAGGGGCUACAAGGCGCAGCGCACAUGUUGGAAGCUCAAUGGGAAGCACUUCCGGCUCGCCGACCUCCCGACCGAGAUGCGCAUGAAGAUUUUCGAGUUUGCUCUCGGUCCUCGAAUUUAUCCUUUGACUAAAUCCAAGGACGCUGAGGUUUGUCUCGGCCUGGGUUUCCGCAGUUGGCAUGACAGCAGUCAAAUCGAUCAGCGCCACCCCUCACGGCUGUAUGGACGUGAGCACACAGUUGCAGGGUGCUCCGCUUACGAGCCCAAUCUUGCCGUCUUGUCUAUAAACAGACAGACCUAUGGUGAGGCUCUUCAAGCUGGCUGGGAGGACACCCGAAAGUGCUUCUUCUCACCGAUUCAGCUCAGAUCAGUUCUUGAGGCGGGUACCAAGCCGAACUAUAACUGGCUCAAUCAUCUCAUUCUCGACUUCACGAUGUCCGAUUGGUUCAGUUUCUUCGGUGUCGGAUUUCGUGACAACAUUAGUAUGAAUAACGGUGUGUCUCUUGGACCUAUACUCCCUACGUUGGAUGGACUGUCAAGUCUUCAGCUUUGGUUUCGAAGCCCAGACGACGGAGCCGCUUACUAUCCUUACGGGAUGCGUCUUGUCGAUAGGUCAAUAAUGGUCAGCUUUGUCUGUUGUCAACGUACAAUGGUCGACUGGAUCAUGACAUUCGCUUGGCCAUUUGUAAAGGAUCUGCCAAAGGUGAGACUGGGUGGGAUCCUGAAAAAGGACACAAAGGACAAGUGGAAUGAACUCCUCGCGCUGCCUGCAAAUGACAAGGAUGGCGUAAUGGACCACGCUGCUGAGCUAGCGGCCAUUCUGGAUACCCCUUCAGCAGAUAUGUAA
Molecule: messenger RNA, 3399 nt
Organism: Alternaria viburni
Lineage: Eukaryota; Fungi; Ascomycota; Dothideomycetes; Pleosporales; Pleosporaceae
Exons: 6
Coding region: 1-3399 (1132 amino acids)
Biological process (GO): lipid metabolic process
Molecular function (GO): phosphoric diester hydrolase activity
Source: RefSeq, a predicted model, not a curated record